AUGGAGGAAAUUUUUGAUCACGAGUCGCUUAACGAGGAGGAAUUAAAUGGUGAAAUGACCGAUGCGGGGUAUGAAAACGACGAGGAUGAAGGCGAUCUUGAUAUGAAAGAUAUCGGGGAAGAAGCGUGGCUUGUCAAGGUUUUACCUAUUCUAUAUGGUGGGUCGAACUUGAUGAUGAGUCGUUGGAACUUGCAAGAGUUCGAAUCUAUUCUCAACAACAGCCCUUCUGAUAAUGAUCUGCACAAAGAUUUGCCCAAAGAGUACGAGCUCGACAUCAUAGGCAAAGAUGUCCAGGAUUCGUAUUGUUUCUGUCAAGACAUCAAUGCAGAUACACGCACGGUGAAGACAACUUUCAAUAUGAAGCCGAGUACAAAUGAUGUAGAAUACAAUAAAAAACUGCGUGAAAGAACAAUACAAGCUUCGAAACCUGAAAGAACGAUUAGGAUUCUCGGAGAGGACGAGAGUCGUGGCGCUUACGUUCCACCUGGUGGUACUUCUGCUGCCCAAAAAAAAGCCAAGGUUACCAUGGAACAGAAGACUACGCGUAUGCCCAGAAACGAUCUUUUGGAUUUGCUUUUCGAUGCAUUCUCGAGAUAUAUGUAUUGGACUUUUCGUGGUCUAAAAGACUAUGCGAAGCAACCCGAGUCUUAUCUUAAGGAAAUAUUAAGUGAAAUAGCUAUUUUGGAUAAGAAGGGUCCAUACAAUAAUUGUUAUCAUUUAAAACCAGAGUACAGCCAAAAGAAUUCGGCAGCGGAAAUAUCGGUGGCACCACAAGGUUUAGAAGCACCCAUCGCAGGUGUUGGUAGUGGUGGUGAGGAACAACUCGAAUUUGAAGAGGACGAGACGAUGUUGGAUCGAAAUUCAGAUGAUGAAGAAUUAUUCGGCUCCGAAUAA
Molecule: messenger RNA, 894 nt
Organism: Acaulospora colombiana
Lineage: Eukaryota; Fungi; Glomeromycota; Glomeromycetes; Diversisporales; Acaulosporaceae
Source: the annotation of a GenBank genome assembly